AUACCGAGAUGACGCGGCAAGGAGCUGCACUUGCACCAUUUGUGUAUAUUAGUGUUUAAACACACUAUGCCGAAAAUACGCGACCGAAGUUCCAUGGCUGAUUUUACGUUCCAACGCAUUCGGCUGAUAUGACACACGAUAAGAGCCGAAAUUACGCGGCAGAAAUUCAGUUGUGUAACUUUGUGUGGUGGGUAUUCAGUGUCUCAAGCGUUGUCGUGGCGUCGUGCCGUGUUAUCUACACAGUACGCAAAACGAAGUGAUCUUCUUAAGGUUCCGUUGUUAUUUUUGAGUUCUGCCUGUGUUGUCUGAACACUGACUGUACACUGUACCCAGAGGACAAAUAUAACUUGGGUGAGGCUUAUAAAAACUUAAUAGGAAAAUCACUUCAAUAUAAGAUGCCCUAUGACAAACAAUUUUGCACAGAAUGUGCGCAGAGAUUGAUUAACUGUAAUAAGUUCAGAGAAAAGAGUUUGAGAGCUUAUAACUUAUUAUCCAUAUUAUCAAGUAAGCAUGAUUUGUUAACAACACAAAACGUAAGGAGAAUUAAUAGAUCAAAAAAUUAUCUAACUUCUAAUAUAACAAAGAAGAUGUUUGAACCAGAUCACUGUGACUAUUCUUACCUUGUGCAAGACCGACCACUUCAAGUUAAAAUGGAACUAAAAACCAAAGAAGAUAAUGGAGACAUCGAAAUAAUAAUUGAACCCAAAAAAGAACUCGCCGACAUAAAAAGUGAUGACGAAUUUCUGAACGAUGAUAUAGACAACGAUACAGAGUUCCUAUACAGUGACAAUAAAUUAGCGAAUGAGGAGGGAAUCAAAAACAACUUGUUCAACGACCGCUGCGAGACUGAUGAAUUCUGCGGUGGCGAUUCGAAUGCCGAUAGUGACAUGGAACUUGUCUGUAUUGGUGAUGUACAGGAUAUUGAUGCACCGAAAAGGAAACGCAAGGAUACACCUAAAAAUGACGCAGGACACAAUUACGAUACAUUUAACACAGUUGUUAACACCGUUCAGGAGGAUCUAAAGGCGUUUAGGAUUACAAAGUUGAAUCACAAAGAGCAGUUAGCAGAUAUACAGAGGCGAAAGAAAUCGGAUAAUUACAAAAACUCUCCACACAAAUGCAGAGUAUGUUAUAAGGGAUUUGGUACCAUGUCCACUUACGAAUCUCACAUGAAGAGACAUAGCGACAUAUUUGGACCGGCCGAAUGUCCUAUAUGCAAGAUGUACUUCAAAACGGAAAGUUUAUUGCGUCAUCAUAUCAACCAAAGUCACAGCAUGAGAUUCAGUUGCAAGAGCUGUCCAUUGGUGACCAACCACAAGAAUUCAGCAGUGAACCACGGACGCUGGCAUAAAGGUCUCAAAUUCAAAUGCCAGCAUUGUGAUGAGGAGUACAGUAAAAAGACUACAUAUUUAUCCCACCUACGCAUAAGGCACCCGUCUGACGUAGUUUGCACGAUGUGCGGGUUCUCGUUCAUCACUGAGAAGGGUCUAAAGAUGCACAUCAACUUCAAGCAUCACUUCGACUACGUGGAGAAGCCAGACGGUCCCGCAUGUGAGGCGUGCAACGUACGCUUCGCUACCGACGUCGCUUAUAAAGCUCACUUGAGCGUUUCACCGAAACAUACAUACCCCGUCAAGAGAAACGAACCCGUCGUAAAAAGAACUGGACGCAGCGCCAUUUGCAAAACACAGCUCGUCGAAUGUGAACAGUGCGGUACUAAACUAAAAGGCUUCAAGUUGUAUAAUUAUCAUUUUAAGAGAUUCCAUCCGGAAAAGAAUCAGACUCAGUUCCCGCCGCAAUUUCCGAAGCCUUUACUGUGCGAGUUGUGCGGCAAAUCUUUUAAGAUGGCUUGCUUCCUGCGAGACCACGUGCUGACAGCUCACGCCGCCAGCAAGCCGGAGUACCAGUGCAACAAGUGUAAUAAGAAGUACUCCCAAAGAUCUAACCUAAUAGUUCACCUCAAGAGUCACACGGGGGCGCAGCCAAGUUUUGGAUGCCCCACAUGUGGGAAGAAGUUCUCGAACAAGGCGAAUAUGAAGAGACAUAUAUUGACCCACAAAGUUCUGAAGCCGUUUAAAUGUCACGCAUGCGAUAAGACAUUCGUUAACGCCUCGGAGAGGAGGUAUCACGUGUUGCACUCUCAUCUGAAGAAGCCGUGGCCGAAAAAGAACCGUGGCCCCAGGGUGCGAGCGAGUCGAUCCCGUAACACUACAGAGGCAGUUUGUGGCAUCGCAAUACCUGAGCAGAACAGGGCGACUAGCAAAGGUGACGAUUCUCAAGAAUGAAAAUUUAUCGAGAGAAUUUAGGUCUCAGAGUUUACUUUUUAACUGCCGAUUGGCUGUGGGCCUCCUUGCUUUCCGAAUCCAAGGUAGUGGGUUCGAAUCCCAUAACUAGUAAAUGUUAGUGUGAUGAACAUGAAUGUUUUUUAGUGUUGGGUGUUUAUCUAAAUAUAU
This is a messenger RNA of Pararge aegeria (speckled wood butterfly), 2453 nucleotides long. Its product is annotated as zinc finger protein 699-like. Gene Ontology annotation, cellular component: nucleus. NCBI's taxonomy places the organism in Eukaryota, Metazoa, Arthropoda, Insecta, Lepidoptera, Nymphalidae. Gene Ontology annotation, biological process: regulation of transcription by RNA polymerase II. Gene Ontology annotation, molecular function: RNA polymerase II transcription regulatory region sequence-specific DNA binding; DNA-binding transcription factor activity, RNA polymerase II-specific. The record is from RefSeq and is a predicted model, not a curated record. The transcript has 14 exons. The coding region runs from base 396 to 2285 and encodes 629 amino acids.